AAACCAAAAGCUAGGAAUGGCUUUCAAACAUGGCCAUAGCUUUCUUAUCUCUGUGGGUCUUCUCCUUUUUCUCGUAGCGGCCAAAGCAGACGUAGCCCCUCGACGCCCCAUCGAUGUCGUAAGACGAAGCAGCUUUUCUAAAAACUUCGUUUUUGGCUCAGCAUCAGCUGCUUAUCAGUUUGAAGGUGCUGCUUUUGAGGAUAGUAAAGGGCCAAGUAUUUGGGAUAAUUUCACUCACCAACACCCAGAGAAAAUUUAUGAUCAUAGCAAUGGAGAUGUAGCUCUCGAUCAGUACCAUCGCUAUAAGGAAGAUGUUGCCAUUCUGAAGAAAAUGGGUUUCAACGCAUAUCGAUUCUCAAUUGCUUGGUCUCGAGUUUUGCCGAAGGGAAAACUUAGUGGGGGAGUGAACAAGAAAGGAAUUGAGUACUACAACAACCUCAUCAAUGAACUACUUAGAAAUGGCAUCCAACCCUUUGUCACCCUUUUUCAUUGGGACACUCCCCAAGCUUUAGAAGAUGAAUAUGGAGGUUUCUUAGGCCGUCAAAUUGUGAAUGAUUACCGAGACUAUGCUGAACUUUGCUUCAAAGAGUUCGGAGAUCGAGUUAAACAUUGGAUCACUCUUAACGAGCCAUGGAGCUUCAGCAUGGGAGGCUAUGCCCAAGGAGCCAAUGCUCCUGGUAGAUGUUCUUCUUGGCAACCAUACAAAUGUCUUGGUGGAGAUUCUGGCACUGAACCAUACAUUGUUGGCCAUCAUCAACUUCUUGCUCAUGCAGCUGCCGUCAAAGUUUACAAAACCAAAUAUCAGGCAUAUCAAAAGGGUGUGAUUGGUAUCACAUUAGUGACAGUUUGGUAUACUCCAAACUCAAAUAGUGAGGCCGACAAAAAGGCUGCAAUUCGAGCUCUUGAUUUUGCUCUUGGCUGGUACUUGCAUCCAAUAACCUAUGGAGAUUAUCCACCUAUCAUGAGGGAACUCGUGAAGGAGAGAUUACCCAAAUUUUCAGCUGCAGAAAGUGCUUCAAUCAAAGGGUCACUUGAUUUCCUUGGAUUGAAUUACUACACAGCUAACUAUGCCAAAGACAACCCCAAUGCACCAGGACAACAACCAAGCUACUUGACCGAUUAUCGUGCAGAUCUCUCGACUGAUCGUAACGGAGUCUCAAUUGGUCCAAAGUUUAGUGAGGUAUCUUGGCUCGCUGUCUAUCCACAAGGACUUAAAGAACUACUGAUCUACACGAAGACCAAGUACAACGAUCCAUUGAUCUAUAUCACCGAGAAUGGGUAUCUCGAAAUCGAAGGUCCCACAUUUGAGGAAUUGAUCAACGACAAGGCUAGAGUCAAAUACCAUCACGAUCAUCUUUACAAUCUUAACGAAGCAAUCAAGGCUGGCGUGAAGGUAAAAGGAUACUUUGCAUGGUCAUUUUUGGACAACUUUGAAUGGGCGAGUGGAUACGCGGUUCGGUUUGGCCUUAACUACAUUGAUUACAAGAACAAUUUGAAGAGAAUUCCAAAGCUCUCAGCCAAAUGGUUCGAAAAUUUCCUCAAAACUUGAAGAUGAUCCAUGAUGUUUCCCCUCUUAUUCAAUGAAUUUUCAUGUCUUUUGUUGAUUAUGGGAUAUGCUAGUGAAGUAGCUAAGAAAUGUCC
Molecule: messenger RNA, 1641 nt
Organism: Cucurbita pepo subsp. pepo (vegetable marrow)
Lineage: Eukaryota; Viridiplantae; Streptophyta; Magnoliopsida; Cucurbitales; Cucurbitaceae
Product: cyanogenic beta-glucosidase-like
Biological process (GO): carbohydrate metabolic process
Molecular function (GO): beta-glucosidase activity
Source: RefSeq, a predicted model, not a curated record